AUGCCGGGUGUAAAAAAGGUGAGCGGCCUAUGGGACAGGCUAGGUGCCGCUUUUGUACCCAAUAUUGCCGCCUACUUGAAGGAGCUCGAAGUCAACCCUAACAAAGUAACAAACCUGAGAGAGCUCAUCGAGUUUAACAAAAAGGACAAGCGUGAGAACGUUAAAGACAAUAGACGAUGGGAAGAUGCGCUGGCGCUCGGCUACGAUAACACGAGCCCUCGCUUUCACGACGCCGGCCCCGAAGGUUUUACGGGUGCUAUUGAAAAACACAAACUGGACUUUAUCCUAGCCGAGAUGCAAAUUCUAGCGUAUGCUACACCUUACAUUGGAGGGCCAGCGAUGGCUGUGCCGAUGAAGACGCAAGGCAAACAUCCAGUAGCGCUCGGCAUAACAGGUCCUCUAUUUGGCGAGGAAAAGAUGAUUCAAGUUGCUUACGCUUAUGAACAAAAGACUAUGGCACAGCGCGAUAAAAAGCCUACAAAUAUGCCCAAGACUGAACUUAAAGAUGUAAUGUAG
[Torrubiella] hemipterigena is the source of this 516-nucleotide messenger RNA. NCBI's taxonomy places the organism in Eukaryota, Fungi, Ascomycota, Sordariomycetes, Hypocreales, Clavicipitaceae. The record is from the annotation of a GenBank genome assembly.